Eublepharis macularius is the source of this 2981-nucleotide messenger RNA. It is a transcript of the gene FOXN1, whose product is annotated as forkhead box N1. The transcript is spliced from 9 exons. The record is from RefSeq and is a predicted model, not a curated record. Gene Ontology annotation, biological process: regulation of transcription by RNA polymerase II. Gene Ontology annotation, molecular function: DNA-binding transcription factor activity, RNA polymerase II-specific; transcription cis-regulatory region binding. Bases 72 to 1979 code for a protein of 635 amino acids. Lineage: Eukaryota; Metazoa; Chordata; Lepidosauria; Squamata; Eublepharidae.
CUGACCCAGCGCGCCUCCCCACAGGGCUGCCCGCCGUGCCAGGACGCCCGAAUUCCCAGUUGGAUUUGGUGAUGGUUUCACUGCUCCAGGAUCAAUCCGAUAUUAAAUUUUCUUCUUCGGACACUCUGGAGAGCGACCAACACGGCAAUCUCAUGCAGACACAUGAGGAUUCCAGCUCGCCAGUGCAACAAGAGAAUCCUGGAUUCCGUUGCCAGCCAUAUGAUGGAGAAAACAGGACGGAGAGGACCAAUUCAGAUUCUUCUCAGAGCCCCAGCCCUUCUUCCUCACCUUCUGAUCAGAUCUACAGGAGAGGCAUUCAUGGUGACAAGGAUGUAUUCAGAGUCCCUUCAGCGGCUGAGAAAUUCAGGCGAUACGGCUAUGAGGAAACCACCACGGGAGGCUGUGGCAGGUUCCUCAAAAAUAACAUCCGGAAUCCCUUCCACCCGUACAAAAGGCAGUUCACAGAAGAACCCUUCCAAGAGAGCCACCAGACCCUUCCAGUGGACAAACACCCCUUCAAACUGGCAAUUAUGGAUGGUUUUGAAGAGAUGGCAGGGCCUACUGUUACCGGAGAAGCUGAGGUGUACAUCACACAUGUUCCUAACCUCUCCUCAGAGCCACCGUGGUGUAACACUCAACAGUUUAACCAUCCAGGGCAAGAGCACCACUCCUCACAAGUGAUGGAUCCAGAGGUCAAAUUGAAGACGCCCCCACUGGAGGGGCAGCCAAACCUGUACAGCUACCAACCUCAGUUGCCACAAAUGUAUUGCCCUUCACACCCUUUCCCUCAGUACCCCCCUGGAGGCAGUUAUCCGGUGACCUAUAUCUCUGCAUCUCAUUAUCCGUACCAAAGAAUAGCCCCUCAAAGCAGCCAGGAACACCAACAGCCACUCUUUCCAAAGCCCAUCUACUCAUACAGCAUUCUCAUCUUCAUGGCACUAAAGAACAGCAAGACCGGAAGCCUUCCCGUCAGCGAGAUUUACAAUUUCAUGACGGAGCACUUCCCUUACUUCAAGACGGCUCCUGAUGGCUGGAAGAACUCCGUACGCCACAACUUAUCCCUGAACAAGUGCUUUGAAAAAGUUGAAAACAAGUCCGGCAGCUCCUCUAGAAAAGGCUGCUUGUGGGCCCUGAAUCCUGCCAAAAUCGAUAAAAUGCAGGAGGAGCUGCAGAAAUGGAAGAGGAAAGACCCAAUGGCUGUGAGGAAAAGCAUGGCCAAACCAGAAGAACUGGACACGCUGAUAGGAGGCAGGACUGAAAAGCUGAGAUCUUCCCUGCCAGGUUGUAGCCCGACUCCCUCAGUUCCUGGCCACAUGCCUCUCCAACAUCCCUCUCUGUGUGAGCCACCCAUCUCUGCAGCACAGCCUGUCCAUGCACUUCCCAAACAAGGACCACCACCAGUCAAGAACCCGCUGCCAAACGUUCUCCGGGGUCAACAGACUUCCUGCUACAGGGCAGCACCAGGCUUCGCUCCGCUCUCUCCCACUUUUGUACAGCAGUUACCUGACAGCCCUCAAGCACUCGUCCCAUCAGCUGAGGCACAAGAUGAACACCGAGUGCUGUCCAGUACAACGCACGAGCCCCCCUUGCCUGCUCCACCGCCUCUGGGACGUGCCAUGAAAGAGCACGGAGCUGCUCGGACUGUGCAGGACCUCUUCAUGCCAGAAGGAGACCUCAGCAACGACGUUGAUGCCCUCAAUCCUUCCCUCACUGAUUUCGACCUCCAAGGAAACCUUUGGGAGGAGCUGAAAGACGACAGCUUGGCCGCCGACCCCCUUGUCCUUGUUUCGUCAGCCCCAUGCUUUGCUUCUCAGGGCCCGAUGGACAGCAGCAGCUUCGACAGCCACAGCGGGAUGCCACACCAGAGUUUGCCUGACGUGCACCUUACCACUCUUUACUCUGCUUUCAUGGAGUUGGACACAGGAUCUCCUUCUUCCUACCUAAAUAACCCCGGAUCCAAGGCUGUUGCUCUGGUCUAAGACACAAGAUAGUCACUUCUGUGCCGAUGGGGAUUCAAUUCCAGCACAAGGUCAGCAACAGCCCCUGAAAUCAAUGAAGAACCGUCAGAACAAAAUGAAUGUCUUCCAGAUUCAAAAGCCUUUUUGAAGCAUUGUAAAACACAGACCGACAGACUAGGGCUGGCCACUCUAUUUAAAAGGCAAGAUGAUGUUUACCACACAGCCAUUAAGCCACACCAUCCCACUGGUCUUCAACAGAGAAGUUGCAGGAAGUGACUGUAUAGGGAUAUGAGCUAUGAGCUGAUCCCUUUAAGUUACUCUAAAUAUUUCCAUGGAAGUCACUAUUAAUCACUGCAUUUUGCAAUACACUUUCAAAAGUAAGUUUGACAAACAGGGAAGUGCGAAACAACCCUGCACCGAAAACAGAGGGCAAGGGUGUACACAGCCCAAAAUACCCAUAGUAGCAUCGUUUCCAGUCAUUUGCAUAUUUUCCCAGUUUUCACAUGUUUAAGAAAAUGGGGCUGGUCAAUUAUAGAACAGAGCAUACCAGUAAAAUCAAAUCUUGCAGAUAGCAAAAUUCCUCUACUCAUUGUUGUCAUUUACCCCAAUGAUUAAGAAAAACAUGGGAGACAACCUUAGAUUCAAGAUGCUGGAGGAGAACACGGGCAGAACGUUCAAAAAGCACCUAGUGACUGGAUAAAUUGAUUGAAAUGUUGAUUGGAGCACAAAUUAUUGAAAUAAUUAAAAACGCUCUUUGAAGACCAGACCUGUAAAAUGUUAACCUCUGUCCUUCUGGAAAUGAACCUAGCCCACCGUGCCUUCUCCUUCAGGAACGAGAUUUCAUAGGGUCGUAACGAUCAGUUGACUCCUCUUACGCCCUCUGAAUUCAAACACAGCGCUUAGUGUGUUCUUGCAGCAAUUUGUGAAAAGCUUCAUUUUCAUACAUAGUAAGAAUACCUUUAUAUAGUAGGAAUGUGACAAUUUUAUUUUCUUCCAAACAUUAAAGUGUUCCAAGCAAAGUGU